AUGUCAAGCAACACGCCAACGACAACAACACCAGUUACAUCACUAAAGAGAAAACUUAGUAAUGCAGACUUGGCAGGCUCACAUAGUCAUGUAAAGUCAAGAGAGUUAAAGCGCGCUACAACAGUCAACUAUGUCUAUCAGGACGAGGAGAAGCAGGGCAGUCUGAAGCCAUUGAAUGGCUUCGUCACACCUUUGCUCACAGACAUGUAUCAGAUAACGAUGGCCUACAGUUUGUGGCGCAAUCACCGUCACGACAACCCUGCCGUCUUUGAUCUCUACUUCCGCAAGAACCCGUUUGGUGGCGAGUUCACCGUGUUUGCCGGUCUGGAGGAGGUGAUUCGCUUCGUGUCCGACUUCCACUUUACUCAAUCCGAGAUUGAGCAUGUGCGAUCGAUCUUGCCCGAUUGUGACGAGGGCUUCCUCGAGUACCUCUCCAAGCUGGACGCAUCAAAGGUGUCGCUCUACGCCAUCCAGGAGGGCUCAAUCGUGUUCCCUCGCAUCCCUCUGAUUCGUGUCGAGGGUCCACUGGCCAUCUGCCAACUGCUCGAGACUACCCUGCUCUGUCUGGUCAACUUUGCAAGUUUGAUCGCAACCAAUGCUGCCCGUCACAGACUCGCCUGUGGCAAGGACAAGAUCAUGCUAGAGUUUGGUCUGCGCAGAGCUCAAGGUCCAGAUGGAGCCAUGUCAGCAUCACGUUAUGCCUACCUUGGUGGUGCUGAUGGUACCAGCAACGUCCUUGCUCAUUGCUUCUUUGGUGUUCCCGUUCGUGGUACACAUGCACAUAGCUUUGUCACAUCUUAUCAUUCGAUUGAUGACCUCCCAGAGUCAACUGUCCUCGAUCCGAAUGGAAAGACUCAUGACCUUCUAAAGCUGGCACUGAAGUACAGAGAUGAGCUCGAAUUCAAGACAACAGUACUUUCAGAGUUGUACGCCUUCUUGGCAUAUGCCAGAACAUUCCCCAAGGGAUUCCUUGCCCUUGUCGACACUUAUGACACACUCAACUCUGGUGUACCCAACUUCCUCUGUGUCUCGUUGGCACUUCAUGAGAUUGGUUACCAAGGUGUUGGUAUUAGACUUGACAGUGGAGACUUGUCAUACUUGUCAAAAGAGAGCAGAAAGAUGUUCAAGAAGGUUGGACAAAAGUAUGGCAUUGAUUACUUUGACAAGUUGCAGAUUGUGGCCAGUAAUGAUCUGAAUGAGGCGACAAUCAAUGCACUCAAUCGUCAAGGACAUGAGAUUGAUGUGUUUGCCAUUGGAACCAAUCUGGUCACAUGCCAGGCACAGCCAGCACUUGGUUGUGUGUACAAGCUCGUGGAGAUCAAUGGACAGCCACGUAUUAAGCUCUCACAAGAGUCGAGCAAGGUGACACUGCCAGGCAGAAAGCUUGCCUACCGCAUCUUUGGAGAGGCUGGCCAUCCUCUGGUCGACCUCUUGGUGAUCCAGCCACACCACACCAACGGUGACAAGGACAAUGGUUCAGCGGCACACGUGCAAGAUGAGAUCCCAGAGGCUGGCAAGAGAGUGAUGUGCUUGCAUCCAUUCGAGGAGCAGAAGAGAGUGCUUGUCACACCAUCCUCCGUCGUCAAUCUUCACAAGAAGGUGUUUGACCAAGGUGUCGUUUGUGAGCCACUUCCAAGUCUGUCCGACAUACGUACCUACUGUUUGUCAGAGUUGGGCAAGAUCCGGGAAGACCAUCUUAGACCAAGCAACCCAACACCCUACAAGGUCAGCGUCACCAAGAAUCUGUACGAUACUCUACACGGUCUAUGGUUGGAGUCUGUACCAAUCAAGGAGAUGAAGUAG
Acytostelium subglobosum LB1 is the source of this 1803-nucleotide messenger RNA. RefSeq lists its product as hypothetical. Gene Ontology annotation, biological process: NAD+ biosynthetic process. The coding region runs from base 1 to 1803 and encodes 600 amino acids. The transcript has 3 exons. NCBI's taxonomy places the organism in Eukaryota, Evosea, Eumycetozoa, Acytosteliales, Acytosteliaceae. Gene Ontology annotation, molecular function: nicotinate phosphoribosyltransferase activity. The record is from RefSeq and is a predicted model, not a curated record.